ACUGCACAAGUCCCCAGUCCAUUCAUUCUCGAUAUCUUGCCACUUGUUUAGUGCCGCGCCAACCGUCACCGGAAUCGCUCGUCACGUUGUUUUGUUGAACACAUCCAAUACGCGAGUGACAUUUUUUAGUUUUAAAAACAAAAACUUGAAGUUAUUUACUAAGUUUUAUCAAACAACGAAUGGUGGUGUUGUGAAACAGUGCGAGAUUUCUUAAAAGUAAAUUGAAAACAUUUGCGGACGCGUGGCUUGGAGAAGUUGAAAAACAAACGCUCGCCCGCUCGUCUUGAUUCUCAUUUCUCAAGUUUCCGAAUGGUCCUCCACGAUAAUUAGUUUGGUAAAAGUGUGUGUGUGCUGUGGACGCUUGAUGCUUUAAUUAGGACUUGAUUAGCAGUUUGCUUUACUCGAUUCGUGUUCACGACUUCGGAAUCAUCAAUGAUUAAGUUGGAGACUCCAGAAGUGCACAUGUCUCUGCCAAUGCCGCCGCGUGCGCCGGACCCGGCGGCCUUGGCGGCCUACUGGGCAGAGUAUGAGGACCUGUGCCGACAGAUCAGCACCGCGCACAGCAACGAUGACGAUGACAAUCACUACGAAGAAGGCGAAUUGGAAACGGAAUGGCUGCAAUCUGCCGGCCUCGGUUCCCUCGCGGCCCCGUUCCAGGCAGGCCUGGAAGUCACCGAGGCCCAGCUGGGUGAGGCCGUGAGGCCUUUGCCCCGGGAGCAAGCGGCCGCCGUGCGCCGCCGUGUCAGGAGGCUCAACAGGACUGUGAGGAGGAAACGCGCAGCCUCCAGAGCCAAGAAACCCGACAUUAGAGAUGUCUUUAGAGACUUAGAGAACUCCAGCGGCAGCGAGCCUCGGUCGCGCAGUGCGACCCCUGACUCGUUGGACUCGCUGCCCAGCGGCGGCUCUGGUAGUCCCCCUACUGAAUGGGCCGACAGCGCCACGCCACCUGACUUUGUUGACAGCUACCCCCUCCCGGGCACGCACGCGCCCAUCGCGCGCACGCCGUCCGCGCCCGCCACGCGCAGGACGCGCCUGUCCCCGCCCGGCCCCGGCUCCCCGCCGCGCCCCGUCCAUGAACUCUUCAAGCCCAACGACCUGCACUGGGCAGACAUCGCCACCAACACCGAGGGUAUCGAGCUGCUGGGCUACCAGAGGUACGGGACGGUUCAAGGGCCGCGGAUAGGGAAAGAGCGCAUCAAUGGAUCCAUCUUGAAAGAGAACGACCCUUUUAUGAAACAUGCCCCAGUGUCGCGAACAAAAAGUGCAGCAUCAACGCAACAGCCGCUCAGUUUUGAGCACAAGUUCAACUUGGACAGACAGAUGAUAGAUCAUGAAGAGGAAUGGCCCGAAGAAGGCAGCACAGUUGACAUCGAAACAUUAAACGAAUCACAGGCGAAGAAGUUGCAGCCGAUACUCUGGCUCGAAUUGACGACGCUGUUCGACCGGUACUCCCUGCCCUUCCACAAGAGAAAAUCGCCAAAGAAGAAGAGAAAAGAAGAGGGCAUGGUAUUCGGCGUGGCACUGGAGACUCUCCUCCGCAAGGACAUGAUCCUGUGGGAGGAGACGUGGAGCUCCGUGCCGUCUGUGCUCCGCGCACUGUCGUCAGCCUUGCGCGCGAGGACCAAGGACGAAGGGCUACUGCGAGUGCCGGGGAACAAACAAAAGAUCGAAACGCUCUGUCAGCUAAUAGAGCGUCAGUGGUACGAGGACCGAGGCAGCGUAGAAGCCGCGUUGCGAAGAGCAACGGGACAUGAUUUGGCGGCCGUGUUCAAGCGCCUGCUGCGGUCUCUGCCCCAGCCUCCGCUCACACAAGAACUUAUGAGGCUCUUCUAUCACACGUAUGCACUAUCGGGCACCUCACAAGGCCGAGCCCUCAACCUGCUAGUAUUGCUGCUGCCGUCGGAGCAGCGCGCCACGCUGCGCGAGAUCCUGCUCCUGGUGCGCGAGAUCGUGGCCAUGAGCAACACCAACAAGAUGAGCGAGCACAACGUCGCUAUGAUCAUUGCUCCGGCGCUCUUCCCGCCCAGUCUCCUGAUCAAGCAAUCAGACAGCCUCGAAACCCAACUGGCGACAGCAGCUAACAGCUGCCACGUCACUGAAGCGCUCAUGCGUUGGUGCGACCAGCUGUGGACCGUUCCGUCCUCGUGUCUCGCGGCCUCACAGAGAAAACCACCACUGCACCGGCGGAACCAUCACCCUUGAGUUGGCGACCAAUGCAAUAUCCAGUAUUCGUAACUUAUUGGAAUAAUUUUGGACCAUAUUUGGUCCAUUAACUGAAGAUCAGUGACCCAGUCACAGCACUUCAGCGAUCGAGUUGUGAUAGCUCCAAUACUCGAGGUUUCGUCCAACCUUUCGAAUGGUGGUCUCGAAUUUGUUUUGCUCACGAUGCACAGUAUUCAUAGCUAUCGGAAUGAUUCUUGACUAACUUUGGUCCUCAAACUGAAGAUUACUUAAUUAUGACACUAGUUCCAGGUUUGGUCCAACCUUUGCUAUGUUGGACUCGAUGGACCAGAUAACGUCAUAUCCUAUAGGUAUCUUAGUAUAAGUGAUUUGAUUGAUUUUUGUUGGACCAAUGCUUUGUUCUCAAACUUAAAAUUAUUUGAAUGGCCUUGUGCUGUGAUACUGGCUCAAAACUUGGACUCGAAUUAUGUUGUGGACUUUUGACCACAUUUGACAUGUUUGGUGCUUGAUGAUUGUGGUACGCUAAAUUAAAAAUGGCUGGAGCGAGUUUAAUCACUUUACUAAACCGAAAGGGCGUGGCCCAUUUCUCAGAAUGUUGCCCUUGAAUUAUACCUUGGUCCAGCAACACCAACUCUCGAAUGUUAAAUGCCCGGUUUUGGACCAAUGUCGAAUUUGUUUUUGCUAUAAGUAUUAUAUAUAUUUAAGAUUUUUGUUUGAGUCACACUGAGCUGUGUUUUAUUCCUGAACAAUAUUGAGUGAUACAGUUAUUAUUAAUAAAAUAAUUAUUAUGAUAAAAUAAAUAAAUAAUUAAUAAUAUGCAUAUACUCUGUGUUAAUUGUAUAGUUAACGCAUUUAGUGUGGUAUACAACAUGUGAAUAAGAUGCCAAAUAUUCAUCAUUAUCAUUAUUCUUAAAUAUAAUAUUAAUAAGUUGUUAUGUUAAUAUCUAAUCGUAAAAAAUUAUUCCAGUUUUUGAGGCUGCUAUAAAAUUAAUUCUAAAAAUUAUCUACUUUUAAUAGAACAUUGAAACAACGAAAUAUGCGCUUUGCUACAAUAGUUAUCUGUGGUAUAUUCAUUUUCAAAUAGAGAUCUAAAGAGCGUAGGUACUUUGACUUUGCUCAGACUUAAGACAAGUUGUUAAAACGAGACAGAUUUACGUCCGCGACAUAACGCUCUCUCGUUUUAAAAGUGUGUGUCUUAAAUUAAUCUGAGCAAAGACAAAGUGCGCUUUAUAGAUUUCAGACGUGUAUUGACCAAAUUGCGUAGAAAUCUCGCAAACAAGUUCUAAUGACAGAAUGAUGACGUCACCACCAUUAGAUGCGGAGGUGCAAAGAUAACGAGAUGUUUCUAUCCCUCUCAGUUUCUUGCAGUUAUUUGCGAUCGCGUUUAGUCGAAAGAAAAGAGGGCAAAAUGUAAAGGUGCGAACACACUCUUGUGUUGUUGUGUGUUGUGAGUUAUAACGCGACAUGCAGAAGGCAAUCGGGGCUAUACAACAUUUCAUAUAUAUGAUAAGUACACUGCCUAGUAUAUCGUGGCGCUUUGGCGCUCAAUCCUCACACCAUAUUUGCAACACAAAACAAUACAAUACACGUGUGUCUGCACCUCAAGUCGAAUAAAAACGCAGCUAACCUAAAAACCAAACAAACUUAAAAACCAAAACUUCGUGAAGAUCAUGUUUCGUUGGAUCAAAACGUAUUUAAUGGUGUGUGGUGCCAUUGGCUUUGGUCUGGUGUAGUUACCAUUUUAUGAAAGCAAUAUAAACGUACGGUUGUAGGAAUGGUGCCUUUUUAGCAUGUAAGCGAAGAGCCAGGGAGUGAUUUCUUCAGUGUUUUUAAAGGUGCAAACUUCAUGUAAACUAUUGAGUCGUUGCGUGUUGUGAUGCGAAAAAGUCAUGAUAUAAACAAGUAUCGAUCGCGAUCCAAUUGGUCGAUGGUUACGCUUGAAUGCGUUAUGUGUUGUAACUUAUGACACACAACACAAGCUCUAUUGUCACGCCAAAGUGCGUUACGACACGCCACAACACUAAUUAGUUUGCACUUACAAAACUAUAUUUUAAGGCAUACACAGUAUGAUGCGGUUCUUUACACCGUUUUAAAUUGAAGACGUGAAUCGACCAGUUAGAUUUUCGACAGAUGACCUGAUAAUUUUUUCACGUCAUCUAUUAAGAAUCUGAUUGGUCUGCUAAACACUUCUCCGUCCAUCUUUGCUUUAGUGGAUACCGGAUCUAAGGCUUUGGUCUUUAUUAAGUCCUAACGAAUUCACAAGAUUUGUACAAAUGUGUACCUGUAAGUAUAAACACUUCGAAAAUAUUCCCACUGGCUCUUCGAUUCUAUGAUAUUUUAUAACUUAGUACUCA
This is a messenger RNA of Maniola jurtina (meadow brown), 4535 nucleotides long. It is a transcript of the gene conu, whose product is annotated as rho GTPase-activating protein conundrum. The record is from RefSeq and is a predicted model, not a curated record. The transcript has 12 exons. NCBI's taxonomy places the organism in Eukaryota, Metazoa, Arthropoda, Insecta, Lepidoptera, Nymphalidae. Gene Ontology annotation, cellular component: cytoplasm. Bases 433 to 2202 code for a protein of 589 amino acids. Gene Ontology annotation, molecular function: GTPase activator activity. Gene Ontology annotation, biological process: signal transduction; regulation of small GTPase mediated signal transduction; regulation of actin filament polymerization.